GUACAUUUUUGGUCAAGUAUGAAUUUGCCAUUUACCUGUGUAUCAAAACAUGAACAGAUUUAAAUCAACAAGUUGUAAUAUUUACUGAAAGAUUACUGUUUUGUUGAACCAUGAAGAUAUGACUGCUAGACAAAAUGAGAAUAACGAAUCUUUUAACAAUGGACAACCAGAAAAAUUACACAUUCAGCUAUCUCAUUUUAAACAAAAAUCAAAUUGGGAUUGCGGAAUAUCAUGCAUCCUUAUGGUAUUGCCAAAGAAAAAGAGACAGGAAUUAUUAAAUAAUUUUUCGCAGAUAUGCAAAAACGAAGGCUUUAAUAAAAGCACCUGGACUAUAGAUCUCUGUUAUUUACUGAAAAAAUUCGAUGUGCCACACAUUUUUUAUACCAUAACGUUAGGCGUUCAUGAAGGAUAUAAAGGAAACAGUUUUUAUCAUAGCAUUUUAAAUAAGGAUGAAAAUAGGGUAAACACUAGAUUUAAAGAUGCAGAAGACUGCGGAAUAUUUGUAAGGAAAAAGCCCGUUUCCAUAAUCGAUAUCAUAGCACAUCUAGUAAAUGGUCCUGUGAUAGUUUUAACAAAUGCAAAAGUUUUGAGUUGUGAUAUUUGUAAAUUUAACAAAAUUUCCAGCGAAUUUAGAAAAUGCAUUCCUUGGCCAGCAACUUAUCAGGGACAUUACAUUGUUGUUUGUGGAUAUGAUGUCCACAUGAGGAAGAUAUUUUACAGAAAUCCUUCUUUUGCGGAUCAUGUGUGUACAAUGCCCAUGGAGAUGUUUGAUCUGGCGCGCAAAAGUUAUGGAACUGAUGAAGAUAUAAUUUUUAUCUACACAUAAACUAUCAUCUAUAAUUAUUAAGGUUGUAAGGAAGUACUUAUCUACUGGUUGAUUAGACUUAAAACGAAUUUACUGCCUAAAAAGUUUAUAUCAUGACAAAAUUUCGAUUUUUUUUGUAUGUAUCAUUUUUAUACCAAAUUGUAAUCUUAUUAAAAAAAUAAAUCUAAG
Psylliodes chrysocephalus is the source of this 994-nucleotide messenger RNA. The record is from the annotation of a GenBank genome assembly. NCBI's taxonomy places the organism in Eukaryota, Metazoa, Arthropoda, Insecta, Coleoptera, Chrysomelidae.